AUGGCCACAACAGAUGGAGUCAUCACGCUUCUACCACCGCCAGAGGGCUACGUGGUAAACUUCGACAACCCAACGAGGCAGGGCGAGCAUGAGGCGUACUACAUCGCCGGGUUUGGACUUGCGAUCAGUUUUCUCUUCUUCAUGCAGAGGAUGUAUGUCAAGAUUUUUCUUGCAGGAGGGUUACAAAUCGACGAUAUUUUUCUCAUUCUUUCAUAUAUUCUUGCCGUUACAACAGUAGCAUUCUGUAUUCAUAUGUUCGCUCAUGGAGCUGGCGGUGUCCACGCCUGGGAAAUCCCCAUUGAGACAGUCAACAUAUAUGUCAAGGAUGUCUACCUCUCUGCAUGCAUCUACGUCCUCUGCGGCUCCUUUGCUAAACUCGCCCUCCUCAUCUUCUACCUGCGCCUCUCCCCGCAACGAUGGUUCAAGUGGGCAGUCUGGACGGCCAUUACAAUUAUCUGCAUUUACACCGUCAUCCUUUUCUGCCUCGUUCUAUUUGCUUGCAAGCCCAUGGCCAUGAACUGGGACAUUACGGUUACCGACGGUGUUUGUAUCAACCAGACAAAGACCUAUAUCGCCACAGCAGCGGUCAAUAUCAUCAGCGAUUUGUUUCUCUUUGUGUUGCCGCUUCCCAUGGUGUUUCAACUUCAGCUACCCGCCAAGCAAAAGAUUGGUCUCAUGGGCAUCUUUACUAUUGGAUCUUUGACGGUUAUCACGUCGAUUGUUCGAGUGUCACUCUUGCCGAGCAUGCUGGGCAACAUGGAUUUGACUUGGACUAUUGCAUAUCCGAGUAUUUGGAUCAUCGUCGAAGCAAAUCUCAUCAUUACCUGCGCCACAAUGCCAACACUUCGCAAAUUCUUCAAGCACGUCGCGCCCAAACUCAUCGGCGAGUCACGAUACGGCAGCAAGACAGGAAAAUCAGGGAAAUCAUCAAAGUACGGCAAACCCGACACAGGUUCCAAGCCCUCCAGCCGAGGAAUCGUACCAGGAUCGCAACACCGCCGCAACCGCACAAAAUACUCGCAAUUCGACGAAGAAGAGCAAAUGCCGAUGCCGGAUGAAUUUGCCCUGUCGCCUAUCAAGGGCGUGGGACACAACACUGUCGUGGGACAUAGCGAUGAGCACGUCCUGGGGUGGAUGGAUAGUGACUCUGAGAAGGGGAUUGUUGAAGGGACGAUUAAGCCGGCGAUUGUGCAGACAAAGACUGUCACUGUGGAAUAUGAACAAUAG
Molecule: messenger RNA, 1227 nt
Organism: Fusarium sp. VM40
Lineage: Eukaryota; Fungi; Ascomycota; Sordariomycetes; Hypocreales; Nectriaceae
Source: the annotation of a GenBank genome assembly